Molecule: messenger RNA, 1695 nt
Organism: Bufo bufo (common toad)
Lineage: Eukaryota; Metazoa; Chordata; Amphibia; Anura; Bufonidae
Product: piggyBac transposable element-derived protein 4-like
Exons: 2
Coding region: 1-1695 (564 amino acids)
Source: RefSeq, a predicted model, not a curated record
AUGUAUAGUGCAGAGGAGGCAUAUUCCAUGCUUUGUGCUUCUGAUGAGGAAAGUAGUUUAGAAGAUUCUGACGCUGACUAUGAGCCUUUGGAAAGCAGUGAUACAUUAACUUCUAGUUCAGACUGUGGUUCAGAUGAUGAUGUCCCAGCCAUAAAAAUACAGAGAAGGUAUCUGAGGUCUACUAACAGCAGCGAACAGUGCACAGGUAGCACCAGCACAGACUUGCCAGGGACCUCUACAAGUCACACCAACCAAUGUGAGACAAUCAUUAUGAGCGCAGAUACACAGAUGACAGAACUGGCACCUGUAAUGGCUAGUGAGAGUCUGCACCGACAGCAGGACCUUACACCCGUGACACCUAUAGAAGGUUGCCCUUUUGAAAUCAGCAAUCCAGUGUGGUCACAUUCAGACAUUUACAGACCUACUAUUCCUCCAUUCACGGCACAAGCUGGUGUAAAUGUGCCUACACAAAAUUUUGCUCCUAUUGAUUUUUUCAAGCUUGUUAUAACAGAACAGCUUCUACAGGAAAUAGUACUGCAAACAAACCUAUAUGCCCAGCAGUUUCUGGCAAGUAAUCCUUCUUCCUUCUAUGCCAAACCCCACUACUGGAAACCAACUACUGUGCCCGAAAUAAAACAGUUUCUAGCCCUGACAUUUAACAUGGGACUCACUAAGAAAUCUGAACUGAGGUCCUACUGGUCUAGCAACCCAAUUUAUCAUAUGCCAAUAUUUUCUGCUGUGAUGGCUCGGGCACGGUAUGAAAUUUUAAUGAGAUUUUUACAUUUCAAUGACAACACCCUUUGUCCCAGACGAGAAGACAGACUACAUAAAAUAAGGCCUCUCAUCAACCACUUCAACAAGAUUUUUCCAGAGUUAUACACACCUCAAAAAAACAUUGCUGUUGAUGAAUCCCUCAUCCAUUUCACAGGCCGCCUUGCUUUUAAGCAAUAUAUUCCAAGCAAGCGAGCAAGAUAUGGAGUCAAGCUUUAUAAACUAUGUGAGAGUGGCAGUGGAUACACUUAUGCUUUCAGAGUUUAUGAGGGAAAAGACACUCAGCUGAGUCCUUCUGGUUGCCCAACCUACAUGGGAAUUAAUGGGAAAAUUGUUUGGGAUCUAAUUAGUCCACUUUUUCGAAAAGGCUAUAAUUUAUACUUGGACAACUAUUAUACAAGUGUCCCACUUUUCAAACAUCUGUAUAUGGAGGGCACAAUUUGUUGUGGAACAGUGAGAUCCAACAGAAAAGGCUUCCCAAAGUCUCUUGUAAACACAAGACUAAACCAGGGAGAGUCUUCAUGUCUCAGAAGUUCAGAACUGCUGGCAGUAAAGUACAGAGACCGGAGAAAUGUUUUUAUGCUCAGCACCCUUCACACUGAUACAACAGUCCCAGUGGCAGUCACACGCAGAAAUAUGCGUGCAGAGAAACCUGCUUGUGUUGUGGACUAUAACAAAUAUAUGGGGGCAGUUGACUUUAAUGACCAGAUGCUUAAGCCAUAUUUGGUCAUGCGUAGAUCGAAGUACUGGUAUAAAAAAAAACAGUCAUCAGGCUGCAUGGACGACAUUUUCCUGACAUCCUCCCUGCAACACAAAAUGAUCAGCAUCCCCAAAAAAAGUGCAGGGUUUGCUCCAAACGUGGCGUUAGGAAAGACUCCAGAUACUACUGUCCAGAAUGCCCAUCAAAGCCUGGACUCUGUAUAA